AUGCUUGUUCAAAAUCUCAAAAAAAUUGAGUCUAUCGUGGUGCUGAGUCAUUACUGUGGGCUGUACACGCCCUCGGACGAUGACCUCGACGAAGAGCUAUCUGGUGGGAGUGGCAUCUUGAGAGACUUGCUAGUUCAACUCAUGGCCCAGUGGAAAUUCGGCAAACUCACGUCCCUUGACGAAGACGAUGUUGAUCUAGUGAAAAAUAAAAGUGCCAGUUUGAAUCUCAAAACUCUACGACGCAUAUUUCACAAUCUGAUUGUUGGCUUGCCAGCGGGGACGCCUUUAUUCAUUAUCAUCGAUAACAUCAAUUAUUAUGAAACCAGCGAGCUGCGGAGAGAGACCAAGAAAGCAAUCAGAGAAAUUAACCAGCUUCUCUCUGUCCGCAAGGUCAAGGCAUUGGUGAAGAUAUUUGUCACAGCUGCGAACAGGGCGUUUGAAAUAGGCGAUUGCUUUCAGGAUGAGGACAAGAUAGUGGUGCCAGCGCAUCCGAGCGGAGACAAAAUGGGCUUUGCAGACAAACGUUUUGAAUUGGAUUUUGGAACUCAGAUUGCCAAUUUGAAGAGGUCGAGUCAACAACUAGACAAACCCAAGUAA
This is a messenger RNA of Talaromyces rugulosus, 597 nucleotides long. RefSeq lists its product as uncharacterized. The transcript has a single exon. Bases 1 to 597 code for a protein of 198 amino acids. The record is from RefSeq and is a predicted model, not a curated record. NCBI's taxonomy places the organism in Eukaryota, Fungi, Ascomycota, Eurotiomycetes, Eurotiales, Trichocomaceae.